This is a messenger RNA of Argentina anserina (silverweed cinquefoil), 1690 nucleotides long. Its product is annotated as protein HESO1-like. The transcript has 9 exons. Gene Ontology annotation, molecular function: RNA uridylyltransferase activity. Lineage: Eukaryota; Viridiplantae; Streptophyta; Magnoliopsida; Rosales; Rosaceae. The coding region runs from base 39 to 1403 and encodes 454 amino acids. The record is from RefSeq and is a predicted model, not a curated record.
ACUCAUGAUCAAUCUGCUUUAGUGAAAUUCAGUGAAAAAUGAAUGCCCAUAUUAUGUUGGAUAAUACUCUCAAUCAGAUUCUACGAGUCCUUAAACCUUCAAUCGAAGAUUGGGAAACACGGCUGCGAAUCCUUCAGGAGUUGCAAGGAGCUGUUGAAUCUGUUGAGGGUUUAAGAGGUGCAACUGUGGAGCCAUUUGGAUCCUUCGUGUCUAAUCUGUAUGCAUGCUGGGGCGACUUGGAUGUUUCGAUUGAGUUCUCCAAAGGCACAUAUAUAUCAGAAUAUGGGAAAAAGCACAAAGAACAAUUGCUAGGAGUUGUGAUGCGAGCUAUGACACUGAGAGGUGGAUGGAAAAGGAUUCAAUUAAUACCCACUGCAAGGGUUCCCAUUUUAAAGGCUGAAAGUUAUCUCCAAAACAUCGCUUGCGAUAUAUCAAUCAAUAACCUGAAGGGACAAAUGAAAUCCAAAAUCUUGUUUUGUAUUGGUGAGAUAGAUGGACGCUUCCGCGAUAUGGUUUUAUUGGUAAAAGAAUGGGCAAAAGCACAAAAUAUGAAUAAUCCAAGAUUUGGCUCAUUUAAUUCGUAUGCCCUCACUUUGCUUGUGGUCUUCCACUUUCAGACAUGUACACCCGCAAUUUUGCCACCUCUUAGAGAAAUAUAUCCAGGGAAUCUCACUGAUGAUCUUCAAGGCUUGAGGGCGGAUGCAGAAAAACAUAUUGAAGAAACAUGUAUCGCUAACAUAACAAGGUUUAAAUCUGACAAAUUAGGAGCGGAAAACACAAGUUCAUUGUCACAGCUUUUCAUUUCAUUCCUUCAGAAGUUUUCGGACCUUGUUAUGAAUACAAGAAAAUCAGGAAUUUGCACAUAUACUGGACAGUGGGAAGACAUACUAAGCAACAUGACAUGGUUGCCUCAAACAUAUACGAUAAUGAUUGAAGAUCCCUUUGAUCAGCCAGAAAACUGUUCAAGGGCUGUUAGCAUGGGAGAAUUGAGAAGGAUAUCUGAAGCUUUCAAGACCAGCAGCCACAUACUCAUGUCAGCUACUCAGAAUGACAUUCUUGCCACACUAGUCCGGCCCCUAACCUACCGACUUGUGGCAGGAAGACCUCAUCACCAGUUUGAGCAUCGCCACGCAGCUUAUCCACAGCAUUUCAUGACUGAGAGGCCGCAGUCAAGAACACCUAGAGGCAAUUAUGUCCCCAGGCAACCAUGUCGUCCUCAGGUGCAGAAGUGGGCACAAAGACCCUCAAAAAUGCAGCCUCAGUUUCAGAAGACGGAGGCAGAAAAACAUUCCGACAUGCCCACCUUUCAAGAGACGAAGCCAGAGAGCCAUCCCAAUCCAACUCUAGAGACAUCUCAGGAUUGUGCAUGUGGAAUGUGUGUGCCUGUGGAGUACAUUCAGUAGGCUCAUUUUCAAGGUUCCUUGACAAGAAGUAUAUACUAAAUAGGAUUCAGAAACGCUCUCAACAGUAUGAUUAACCUUGUGGCACCAGUAUCUCUGAGCUUUCUUUAGAUUUUGAUUGCCAUGGACCCAACCAAAUGCGACCUUAACCAAAGUUGAAGAUAGGGAAUUAGGGAAUCUACUACUUUUAUAAAGGUCGAGACUUUUUUUUUUCGAGAAAGAUAAAGGUUGAGACUUUUUUUUUUUGAGAAAGAUAAAGGUUGAGACUUUUAAAUCACAGAAAUAAAGAA